Molecule: messenger RNA, 1395 nt
Organism: Aspergillus aculeatus ATCC 16872
Lineage: Eukaryota; Fungi; Ascomycota; Eurotiomycetes; Eurotiales; Aspergillaceae
Exons: 2
Coding region: 1-1395 (464 amino acids)
Biological process (GO): secondary metabolite biosynthetic process
Molecular function (GO): acyltransferase activity, transferring groups other than amino-acyl groups
Source: RefSeq, a predicted model, not a curated record
AUGUCUAUCUUUGAUCCCGACGGACAUGUUCUGUCACCCCUCGACCAUAGCAUCCCAAAGGUGUAUUUCACUUUCUACCUCUCUUUCAGCCUGCAGCAGCCAGAAAAGGGCUUGGAGUCACUUCGAAGCGGCAUCAGAAAGAUGGCUGAGGCCAUUCCGAUUAUCACGUAUGAUGUGGUAUUAUCCGAUAUCAUAUCCCCGGAGAACGUUCACUGCAUCCGACCUCCCUCCAGCUCAACCCAGUCCCUAUCUUUACUCCAAGUUAGAGACCGUUUUCAUGAAUCGGUAGCAGUGUCUGUGAGCAUUUCCACCUGUACGGGAGCCGAAGAGUUGGAAUUCUCCAAGAAGUACGCACCUCUGCCGACAGUUUUGGAUCACACGCAACCCCAGCCUGCUAUAAAAUUUGCCGCCAAGAUGACGACGAAUGGGAUUCUUCUGGGUGUCAGCUUCAACAACCUGGCCUUUGACGGCACCGGGGUUGGUAACAUUCUCGGUGUUCUAAGUCAUUGCUGCAGUGGUACGCAGAGCACGGCAGACCUACAUGAAGUCAACAUGAAAUUGCGUCCGCAAUUGUGCCUUGAAGAUGCAACCGGCAAAAGCGUAUGGAAAGACUUCUCUGCCAGUUACAGCGCGGAAAGCCCUUUAUCAUGUUUACCCCCUGCAAAGUGCCAUUCGGAAAUAGCACCGCCGCUCUUCGAAUCCUUCCAAUUCAAACGUGUUUGUACUACCUUACUAUCCACCAACCACCAGCACGAGACAAAUGUGACCUCUCCGGAUCACAUCUCAUGCCAUGAUGUGCUGGCCUCCCUUCUUGAGGUGUGUCUGCGUCAGAAUCAAGCCCCAACACUGCACAAGAAUAAAUACACGAUCUCCUUUGCGGCCAACCUCCGGCCUCACAUGAGGCCGCCCUGGCCUGACCUAUAUCUCGGAAACAUGGUCGCCAUGUUGCACGUGCCACAGUCGUCCUUGACAGAGAACGUCAACAUCAACAAAGGGAUCAUCGCGGCACAUCAUCUCAACAUGCACAAUGAGGACUUGAUCCAAGUUGCCAACACAGCCUCCGCAAUCCAUCAGGAGAUCCGAACCCUGACGGACCCGCACAUUCGCAGCUUAAUCACUUCUUUGCGGCUGCAGCGCGACUGGGGAGCAAUGAGCAUCAAAGGAGGUAAGUUUUCCGUCACCAGCCUUCGGCAUUUGAAUAUUUAUAACUUCAACUUCGGCAGAGAUCUGGGCACGGUAGCUGACUUUCGCUUACAUGUGGGGCUGCUGGAUGGUUUCCUGUGUGUAGUUCUUCCCAAAGGGCAGCACAAAGCAUGGGACAUUCAGUUUAUGCUGCAAGAAGAACAAGUUCAAGCAGUCAAAAGCCAUCAUCUUUUUUCGUUGGUUAAUGAAUGA